Messenger RNA from Rotaria sp. Silwood1, 750 nucleotides. NCBI's taxonomy places the organism in Eukaryota, Metazoa, Rotifera, Eurotatoria, Philodinida, Philodinidae. The record is from the annotation of a GenBank genome assembly.
AUGAUAGGAUCUGAAGACUCAUCCGAAACUGUUAAAUUAAGCGAAGAAUCAGCUAAAUAUCGUGAGAAAAAUUCUGAACUCUUCAAACGUUUUGAUACUUUACAUAUGCAAUUGAAACGUCAAAAGAUCGAAUCAUUUGAAGAUCUGGUAAAACAAGACAAAGAAGCAAAAAAAGUUCUUGUAAACUUGGCACAAGCAACUAGACCCGCGCCAUUGGAAGGUAUCAAUAUUGGCUUUUUUGGUUUGACGUCAACUGGCAAGUCAACUAUGCUUAAUUCUCUCCUUGGUCAAAACGUUGCUGAUACAGGCGUUGGUGAAACUACUACAAAAGUUACACCAUACAGUGGAACUGAAUUUACACUAUGGGAUGUUCCUGGUCGAAAUGAUGAAGUAUCCUUUUUUAGUAUGGAAUACAUAUCUUUCUUUAAGGGCCUUUCACGACGUCUCAUUCUUAUUCAAGCAACUGUAAAAGAAAAUUCAAGCAUGAUGAAACUCUUAGAUGAAGUCGGAUUACAUUAUGAUAUUGUUUUCAAUAAAUUCGACAAAGUCGAACCAGAUGAACAAGAACUAGUUAAAAGACAAAUUAACGAGGAAAUAAAACAUAUUGGUCUUAAAGGAAUAGAACAUAUAUAUUUCGUUAGUGCUAAAAAUCCAAAGAUGUUUGAUGACUGGCUCACUAUGGCUAACAGUUUAACAAGUUGCAGUACACGAUCAGCAGCUCGAAAAAUAAGCAUAGAAGAUAAAGUUUAA